CUGGAGUGGAGCGUGCUGCUGGCUGCCCAGCUCCCCUAGCAGCUGCACUUAUCAGUGCUCUCUGCCCAGGCUCAGGGCAUUGGGAUGUUCCAGCUGGAGCUGCGUUAGGCAGCAAGCAGCACGGCCAGGCUGAGGAGCAGCAGCAUGGGGUGGCUGUGGGCUCCUCAGGCACUGCUUGAUGCUGUGUGUGUGCCUGUGGCUUUCUGGGGUCCCCAGAGCCAGGCAGGCAGAAAUUGGAGCUCUGCAGACAGCAAGGGGCGGUUCUUGCCUGUGUGCUUCACCUCAGCAACAACACAAAGAUCCACAGACAGUGCCUGGGAAGGGGACUGCCUUGUGCUCAGCUUGGGGGACACUGGGCAUCCUGUUUGGUGAAGGGCUGCGAUUCCCUGUGCUCAUCUGAUGUACAGUCUGAGGGGUUCCCUCUACAUUAUUCCUGACUUUCACCUGCUAGUUCAAUUAAAGUUAGGUAGAUUAGGAAUGUAAAGUGCUCAGGAUGAGGUUUAAGAUGGUAUUUUCUGAUAUUUUUGCUUACACUGCAAAUUCCUCUCUAGGUGUGUCCUUGUCCUUGGCGUGAUGGAGUCUUGCUGCCAGCUUUGGCUGUGGGCAUUAUUUGUCCUCCUCGCCUGCCCACAGCCAGGGGUAGCACAGCCAGCCUGCUCCCAUGGGGCCUGCUAUCCCCCCAGUGGGGACCUCCUGCUGGGACGGGGUCAGCACCUGAUGGCCUCUUCCACCUGUGGCCUCACCAAGCCUGAGACGUACUGCACACCGCACGGAGAGUGGAACAUGAGAUGCUGUAAGUGUGACUCCCGGCUGCCUCACGCCCGCAAUGGGCACCGUGUGGCCAACAUGCUGUCCUCUGCUGGGCGCGCACGCUGGUGGCAAUCCCAGAGUGGCAUGGAGCACGUUUAUUUGCAGCUGGAUCUGGAUGAGAAGUUCCAGCUCAGCAGCAUCGUGCUGGAUUUCAGGUCACCGCUGCCCGCCGCGAUGCUGAUUGAGCGCUCCAUGGACUUUGGCAACACAUGGGAGGUGUACCAGUACCUGGCCUCUGACUGUGCUGCUGCCUUUCCCCACAUCCCCCGUGGUGCCCCAGAGAGCUGGGGGGAUGCUCGAUGCCAGCCUCUGCAGGCCCAGCAUGGGUACCCUGUGCACGGGGGCAAGGUGAAAUUCAGUGUCCAAGACCUGGCAUCUACCAUUACUACCUCUUACAGCCAGUCUGUUAAUAGGCUGGGGCAGUUCACCAACCUGAGGAUCAACUUCACCCAGCUCCCACACGUCAUGCACCACAGCUACCGCUCGCCCAGCAGCUUCUAUGCGGUGACUGAAAUGCAGGUGCUGGGAAGCUGCUUCUGCAAUGGCCACGCUGACCGCUGUAUCCCUUCGAGGGACCUCCAUGCCAUGGUGCAUGGGCGCUGCGAAUGCCAGCACAAUACUGCUGGCCCCAACUGUGGCCACUGUGCUGCCCUCUACAAUGACCGCCCUUGGGCCCCCGCGGAGGACAACGACCCCCAUGAGUGCCAGCAGUGUAACUGCAACGGCCACUCGGCCUCCUGCCACUUCGACCCGGAGCUUUUCCACGCCAGCGGUGGGGUGAGCGGAGGUGUCUGCGAUGACUGCCAGCACAACACGGAGGGAAACAACUGUGAGCGCUGCAAAACCAACUAUUUCCGCAACCAGCGGCAGGAUCUCACCCAUCCUGAAGCCUGCCAGCCCUGCGAGUGUGACCCAGACGGCACGGUGCCAGGCUCCGUCUGCGACCCGCUCUCGGGACACUGCAUCUGUAAGGAGAAUGUGCAGGGAGAACGAUGCCACCUCUGCAAGCCAGGCUUUGCCCAGCUGGCCCAUGCCAACCCCCUGGGCUGCCGCAGAUGCGCUUGCAACGUCCUGGGAACGCGGCAGAAUGUGCCCUGCGAUGAUGAGACGGGGAGCUGCUCCUGCCUGCCCAACGUGGUGGGCACCGACUGUGACCAGUGUGCAGCUGGGCACUGGGACAUGGCGAGCGGCCGGGGCUGCCGGCCCUGUGAGUGCAACCCCAGUGGUUCCCACAGCACCCACUGCAACCAGUUCACAGGACAGUGCCAGUGCAGAGAAGGCUUCACGGGGCGGACGUGCUCUGCUGCACAGCAGGAGCAGGCCUGCCCAGAUAGGCACUUUGGAGACAUCAGGGUAGGAUGCACAGAGUGCAACUGUGACUUCCAGGGCACCGAGGACGUGGGGUGUGACAAAUCCACAGGCCGCUGCCUCUGCCGCCCAGGUGUCACCGGUCCCCGCUGUGACCAGUGCCAACGGGACCACUGCAGCACCUACCCCAGCUGUGAGCCCUGCCACCCCUGCUUCCACACCUAUGAUGGUGACAUCCAGCGGCUGCGGUUGCGCCUGCAGCAGGCCAGCCUGAGUAACUCCAGCAUGGCGCUGCCUGGGGGUUCCCACCUGGGCCUCCGGCUCUCACGGGCACAGAGCAGCGUGCAGCAGGCACAGGGCAUCCUUGGUCACUCAUCUGCCACCGAGCAGGGCCUGGCCCAGCUGGGCGAUGCACUCACUGCCAUCAGGGAGCAAAUGCAAGGCGUUAAUCCCAACUUUCAGUUUCUGGAUGUGACUUCCUCUCUAUCAAAUGACUUUGAAGCUCUCAAUAGCAGCCUGCUUACCAUCAGUGCCCAGUAUCAGAGCAAGAAGACCCAGUUUGAAACCAGCCGCAGCACAGAUCUGUCAGGAGCCUUUGGGACCAUCCGAUCUGCUCACCAGACAUCCACCAACGCCAGCAGCCUUGCUGCUGCUGCUGCCACUCUGCUGGCCACGUCCAGGGAGAGCCGCAGGGAUGCAGCAGGGCUGGAGGCAGCAGUUGCCACGCACAGCAGCAAGUUGCUGGCCCUCAGAUCCCAGAUGGCCUCAUCUCCCAAUCUGACUCCUACCGUGAAUAAGAUCUGUGGUGGUUUCCGAACAGAGAUGUGCACCCCAGCGCAGUGUGAAGGCUUGCUGUGCCCACAAGAUGGUGGCAUGGCCUGCGGGGAUGGCCUCAGCUGCCGUGGUGCCAGGCCAUUAGCCGGUGGGGCCCUGCGUGUGGCUGGGAAAGCUGCAGGGGAGCUGGACAGCCUGAGUGCACGGCUAAAGGAGACAGCACAGCUGAUUAAAACAACGGAGGCAUCUGCUAAUCAGAUUCAAAGCAAUGCCUUGCGGCUGAUGGAACAGAUGAGCAUAACAAGAACCCAGAUUGAUGGAGAUGUCCGGCAUGCCCAGCAGUUCAUCCAGCAAGUUCGGAACUUCUUGUCAGACAAAGACACGGACCCUGCAACAAUCCAGGAAGUCAGCGAGUUUGUUCUCUCUCUACGUCUCCCCACGGAUGCUGCUGCAGUCCUGAGGAAAAUGAAUGAGAUUCAAAGUUUGGCUACCAAGCUGCAAUGCCCAGAGAACAUACUUGCCCAGACAGCCGAGGACAUUGCAAAGGCCAAGCAGCUGCAGCAGGAGGCAGAACAGGCCAGGAACCGGGCGAAUGCUGUGGAAGGCAAUGUGGAAGAAGUUGUUGGGAAUCUGAGACAGGCAAACACAGUGCUGCUGGAGGCUCAGGGGGCUAUCAGGGGCUCAGGUUCUUCCCUUCGGUUCAUUCAGGAGCGCGUUGAGGAAAUCGAGGCAGUGCUUGGUCCAGCUGAGAAGAACGUGGGCUCGGUGGCAGCCCAGCUGGCUGUGCUGGCAGAGAGGCUCCCUGGGCUGCAGCAGACAGCAGGGCAGAACCGGCUGCGGGCCGGCGAUGCGCAGCAGGCAGCAGCAGCAGCAAGCGAGGAGGCCAACGGGGCUCAGCAGGCUUUCCAACGAGUGAAAGAUAUGUAUGCAGAGCUGAAGAGCAGAGAGGGGCAGAGCCCUGCGCUGGGAGCACAGGGCAGCCGUGUGCAGAGCAUAGAUCUGGAGGCAAAAGCUCUCUUUGAGGAAACGUGGAACAUGAUGCUCCGUAUGGAAACUUUGGAGACAGAAAUUCAAGAAAGCAACAGAGCUCUUGUGGCCAAGUCAGCCAGGCUGUCAGGCCUUCAGGAGCAGGUGGGCAGGAUCCGGGACGCCAUCCAUAAGCGAGUCACCUACUAUGAGAGCUGCUCCUGAGUGAGGCUGCACCUUCCUGCUGCAGACACCAACUGCUGUGUUGAUUCCCAUUUUUCUGGCAGGAUUUCUCACUUUCCUAAUGUCUGUAUAUUUAGCAAAUGGGAUUUCUGUCCUUUUGGAAAGGAGCUGCACCGAGCCAAAGGGGUGAACCCCUCGGUAGGUUCGUGCUGGUUGGUAUACUUGAAGCUACCUGGGCAUGGAGGAGAAGGACAGACACAGAACUUCAGCUACAAAUAUGCACAUCCCCCACAUUGUUAUUUCCAGAUUCAAGCUUUUGUAGCUGGAUUUGCUAUUCAGACAAAACCCAUUAUGUGGGGCAAUGCAGUUCAUGCUUAGAACUUGCCGUGGCUGCUGUCCUUCCCUCCUAGAUUUUUCAUCAAAGAUUCAGAUCACAGAAAUGGAGAAUUUUAUCACCGUCGUACCUACGUAGCAAACCUCUAUUUCUGCAACUAGGAGAAAUGCAAUCUCAUACUCAAAACGUGUGAUGUUGAAUGUCUUCUUUGACUUUCUGCCACAAUCUUCUUAUUUACUGUGUAACACUUUGCCAGAAAAAUAUCAGAGCGAGCAGUUCUGCAGCUGCUCAGGGGAUGCUUCAGAAGGGACUUAAUAGACCAUUUCCACAUCACAUUUCUACGAAUAACCAACAGGCACUUUACAAAACAAAAGUCAGCUUUAUUAAGCAAGUAUUUAUUGUGCAAUUACAGACUUGGAAGCAGGGAAUUUAGACCUUGCUGUGGUUAUUAACAGACAUAGGGAGGUUGCUAGCAGGUUGUCUCCUUUUGUAGCUGAAGUGAGAACCACGCAGCCUGGGCAGCUGCUUGGCACCGAGCUGCAGAGAGCUGAAGCCUGGGAGAAACCAAAAUCGAAGGAAUGGGAAAGAUGCAGGUUGUAAAAAUAACUGAGCUGCCACUGAAUAAAACUCUGCAUGGCUUUGGUUUAUAGGAUUUAUGCUGUGCAGUGCACUUGUUAUGCAUCGGACAACUUAACGGUAUACAGAAAACAAAAGCUUACAGCGUUGAGCAGUGUUGUAUGGAUAAUAUACACUAUGCUAGCAGCAGCCUCAGACUUUCCCUUGCUAAAGUGCCUUCUCCCAGCAUUAACGAUCAGCAGCAGGCCGAGGUCGCCGCGCUGAUGGAUUCCCAGCAUUUCUGUGCUGCUCAUCACCGCGUCGCUGCUCUCCGUGACGCUGCUGCCUGUCAGCCCCUGGCGGGACACAACAUCCUUUCUUCUUGCUUGCACUGUUGAUGUCUGGCUUUGAAGUGCAGAAAAGAGUAAAACAGCCCUUCUGUUUCUGCAAGAGUGAGAAUUUCAAUUGGGAAUUGAACUUUGUUUCGCUAGACUGCUGCCUUCACAGUGUGCUCUGUUAAUAGGCGGCAGCAGCACGGGGGUUAGGAGCCGCUUAGUUCCUUUUGUAUGCUGCAUUUAUAAAAGGCUGUUACAUGACUGAUCACUGGAAUUGACCUGUUUGGAGUCUGUAGUAGAUCUUACUUGCAUUUGUCUCAUCUAUUGAUCCUUUGUACGUUACUGUUCUGUUCGUGUGAUCUCAUCAGUAGAAAAGGUCAUAAAAGAUGAUAAGAUGCAGCUCA
Molecule: messenger RNA, 5669 nt
Organism: Centrocercus urophasianus (Greater sage-grouse)
Lineage: Eukaryota; Metazoa; Chordata; Aves; Galliformes; Phasianidae
Gene: LAMB3
Product: laminin subunit beta 3
Exons: 22
Coding region: 574-4083 (1169 amino acids)
Source: RefSeq, a predicted model, not a curated record